Messenger RNA from Truncatella angustata, 2253 nucleotides. RefSeq lists its product as uncharacterized. The coding region runs from base 1 to 2253 and encodes 750 amino acids. The record is from RefSeq and is a predicted model, not a curated record. NCBI's taxonomy places the organism in Eukaryota, Fungi, Ascomycota, Sordariomycetes, Amphisphaeriales, Sporocadaceae. The transcript is spliced from 6 exons.
AUGUCACCGGUUUCAGAAAAUGCCGUCAAUUUGAGUUCCGUCGCCCCAGCAUCUGCAGAGCAGGAGACUGGGAUGUUUAUCGGACAUGAGAACCUAUAUGUACCGAAUAGUGUUGUCACAAAUCAGCCAAACAUGCUUGGUGGGGAGGUCAUCAGGGCCAUGCCCAAUAUGGGUCUGCAACCUGCUGAUUACACCUUCAUCCCUCCGAGUUCAAGUUUUACUCCGGCUUUUGUUCCCGACUAUACCACCACGAUCCACCAGACAGGCUUUCUUCUUAACCCUUGGUCGGUGUUCGAUUUCUCUGUUCCAUUGCAUUAUCCAAUCUACCCUACCGACCCCAUGUACAACCAGGGCAUACCGGCCCAAGAAUCUCAGCGGGAUCAACAACAGUAUCCUGUGGCAACAGAAGAAACCGGCCACCAAUACGACGCUUUCGCUGCUGUCCCUCAUCCUCUAUCUUGUCACGCAUCCACGGUCUCCGACAUCUCGCCGCACUUUGUGCCUUAUCCUUGCUCUGCCAACCCAUUCCAUGGCUUCCUUGCGCCGAGCAUGGACGAUCUUACCGACUCUUGGUAUGUAUGUGAAUAUGAGUCGUCAAGUGACGGCACAGGCCAAAUCGGCUCCUUCGAGCUGGUCAGUCCGGACUCUAGUCCAGCUUAUACAACCGAAUACGGUCCUCAGGACAACUCGUCUCUGCAUCUAGCUAUACAUCUUGAUAAAUCAGAUGACAGUACCAUAUCUUCGAGAUCUGCACGUCCAAGCUCUCGAUCUCCGCGAACUGGGGUGCAGAAGAGGACGGGUAAGCGUAAAGGGCAUUUGACCGAAUCCCAGCGCGAACAGGCAAGUCUUACACGCAAAAUAGGAGCAUGUCUUCAUUGCAAAUUUCAACGUUAUAGUUGUGAACCAAACCCCGCAGCACCAGAAGGCCCCUGUCUAACUUGCAUCAAAAUGAAGGAAUCGGAGUCAAAGAAAGUGAUCCAUGGGUACUGCCCUUGUGAACGGCUAAAACCGACCGCUAUUGUCUUGUUCCGCUCUGGUGGAUUGAAAUUUACAGAGAGGCCGGGCUGGGAGGGAGCUGCCAUGAAAGAUCUUGGACCUCAGGACUGGGCAUCGGAUGAGAUACACACCAUACACGUGACCCUCGGCCUUUGCGAUAAACCCAUCACGUUAAGAGCUCGGAGAUUUAAGCCAAUCAAAGGGGAUCAGCUCAGUCGUUUCUGGACGCACAAUGGCGCACAGUAUGAAACACACAUCGCAGCAUAUGCCCUGGAUAAUAUCCAAAAUGCGAGCAAGGUGCUCGAACAGCAUAUAGAAGCUCAUGCGUACGAUGCCGUAAAGCUAUUUGUCGAGGGGGGCUCGCGCGUUCAUCCUCAUCCCCUCGUCAGUGAGACUUACAAAGCCGCAUGGCAUCACAUGAAAACUGUUGAGUGGGUAUCGCCCGACAACGUUAACGCACGACUCUUGAUGCAGGAUCUCUUCAGGCUGUGGUAUGCAACCAGAAACACACUCGGUUCAGCAUGGCUGCUGGGAGAGCCCGAGACUGAGGCGACAUUAGGGAUGAGGCUCGAUCAGAGGGAAGGCUAUCCCUUCCCUGGAAAGAUCAGUCUUCCGCGUCUGAUUGCCCAGCAAUUCGAUGCCAUCAACUACAACAUCAUGCUCAGGCCUUGGCGAACAAGAGUUCUGAACAACUUGUGGAAGCUCAUGUGUGGUAAGAUAGACCCCAAGGUCUUCUACACCGUGUACUUGGUUGUCUUCAUUCUCCUGCACGAGAUAUCAUACGCUUCGAAAGACCGCUACUGGCAUGCCAGAAUGAAGAAAGAACAGGUUCGUCUGCGGUAUGACAUGGAGCUGUUCAUGGAAGAGCUCCAGGAGGGCGCCAACAGCUUACUCAAAUGCUGGCAUUACUUCAGACGCAAGUACCGCAACUUCAACCCACUUGAUGCAGAAUGGGAGAAGGUCCAUGAGAAUGAUGAGAAAGAUGAGAAGGAUGAGAAAGACAAUUUGUGCGUCGACAUCCAGGAGAGCGAAAAAUCCGCCAUGAGAGCGCUGGCCGAGGCGUCGAGGGAUAACAGAGUCGAGGUGACGGAUGCGGAAAAGAAAGGGUGGGAGGGCCUUUAUUUUGACCGCACGCAGCCGAGUCCGUUGAUCUGGGAAAGGGAUAUGCACUUUGUUUCUCAGAUGUUCAAGGAUGACUGGUCUGCUCAGAAGACUUGGAGUCGUGCCUGGGAUUUUGGCCAGGAAUUGAGCGUUUGA